Molecule: messenger RNA, 953 nt
Organism: Cutaneotrichosporon oleaginosum
Lineage: Eukaryota; Fungi; Basidiomycota; Tremellomycetes; Trichosporonales; Trichosporonaceae
Source: RefSeq, a predicted model, not a curated record
CUUAUAAUGAGCAGCUGGCUUGGGCUCUCCAUGCUCCCUGCUCCGUGGCCACCAUGACUCGCUCGAAGCCCGCCCCACGCCGGCCGUCGUCCUCGCCAUCGCCCUCGCAGCGCUCGCCCAGCUUGGACCACUUCGCGCGCCCGCCGCCCGAUCACAUGCCGCCCGAAGCGGCGGACCCGGCCGUCGCGCUCGUCUUGACCUCGCUCGCGCUGAUCGAUGCCGGCCUCGACCUCCUACGGCACAUCGAAGACGACGCGCAGCUCACCCACGCGUCCCUCCUCAUCCCCGGCGGCAGUGUGGGCAAGCACUUCCGGCACGUCAGCGAGACAUUUGACGCGCUCCUCGCCGCCCUCGAACCGGGGUAUUACUCGCACACCGAGAACGAGCACGCCGACGCCGACGCCGAGCACGCACACGCGCACGCGCACGCGCACGGCCGCCUCCCGACCAUCGACUACGACGUCCUCCUCCCUGCUGCGCGGCAGGGCGUUGCGCGCGACCUCGAUAUUUGCCGCGCGUCGCUGGCCAAGGUGCGCGCUGGGCUCGAGGGGCUCGCGGCGGCGCCGGACCUCGCGGGCGAGCUGGCGCGCGAUGUGGACGUCCUCGCCGUCACGCCUAGUCGGCAGUGCAUGCGCUCUACGUUGGCGCGCGAGCUCUGGUUCUGCGCGCUGCACACUAUCCACCACUACACGAUGAUCCGCACAAUCUGCGUGCACGAGCUCGGCAUCGCGCUGCCUGUCGAGUUCGGCACGGCCCCCGCUACGCUCCUCCUCCGCCCGCCUGGGUGGAAGCCUCCUGCCGAGGUGUGGAAGGCCAAGCUGUAGCUGUCGCUCAUGAGGGAAGAGACUUGCACCUGCAUGGCGAGGGGCUGGAGGGAAGCAUGAGUGACGAGACCAAGAUUUGUUGAUAUUAUGUUGCCUGUAGCGUAUGAAUGCAUAACACGACUCUCCACA